Oryza sativa Japonica Group (Japanese rice) is the source of this 895-nucleotide messenger RNA. The record is from RefSeq and is a predicted model, not a curated record. Lineage: Eukaryota; Viridiplantae; Streptophyta; Magnoliopsida; Poales; Poaceae.
CUUCGCUUGCCUCCCCACCAAGCAUCACGAAUUUUGGACGCUGAGAACACGCAGAAACGCAUCAGAGAAUCCAGGGAAACCACGGGCGAUUCCGCCGCAAGCGAGGGGAAUCCGCACCGGAUCUCGCCGGAGGAGUCAGCCGGCCGCACGGCCUAUUCUACGGCACCACCGGAUCUCGCGCCGGAGUAGUCAGGUCGACGCGCGGCGGCGGCGGCGGAGAAGCUGGUGUGGUGUGGCUGCGCGCGGCGAUCCGAUCGAUCGAGGAGAUGGGGAGGGGAGGGCACACGCAUUUCCUUGACGCGUGCUUCCUCUGCCGGAAGCGGCUCGCCGGCAACCGCGACAUCUUCAUGUACAGAGGGGACACGCCGUUCUGCAGCGAGGAGUGCAGGCGGGAGCAGAUGGAGGCGGACGCGGCGGCGGAGAGGACGGAGAAAGCCCGCCGCGCCGGGAAGCUGACACGUGGGGCCCCCUCCUCACGCAGGGAGGUGGAGGGCCCACAGGAGCGGGGCAACAGCGUCCGGGCCGGGUCCAUCCUAGCCCUAUGAUGUCGCCGCCAAUGUAGAAGCUAAAUUUGCCUAUAAGAUCUCUCACCUUUUUCUUUCAUAAAACCCCACCAAAUAUAGUCGCUUUUUUACGUAAAAACGGGUUUGUGUUUUUGUUAAACCCUUUGGAUUGUUUGGUGGCGUGUUAGUGUGUUUGAUGCUGUAUCAAUCCCGUGUGUAAAGAUAGGAGAGGAAUUUAGAGAUAAUAAAAAUCUCCCCAGGUUGGUAAACAGAUCGUUGAAAAGCAUGUUGGUCUAGCUAUAGUUUAAUUUUCAAGGUUAAUUAAAGUGAUACUCGUGAUUGUCCUGUUAACUGGUUGCUUUUCUAUGCUUGUGGAGUAUGAAAUGUUGCAA